AUCAAUUUUACCGGUGUCACGUGACUUUCUGGCCGCUCCGUGCUUCAGGGUUGUUCUUGCUGUAGUUAAAGAUGCUGCCCUGUCUGCUAAUGUCACCAGUUAGACGAAGACAAUAAACAGAGGACACAACGAGGUUGGAUAAGGCCGACGAGGACCCUUUCUGUCUCCGAGCAGCACCACUUACACCUGUGGACAGAAUGGAGAGCGACGCUGAAUCUAGAAAGCUGAACGGCCAGCCUGAGGGUCCGGCAGCUCUUUCAAAACCCAAAGAGAGCAUGCAGCUCAAAAAGGAGAUCUCUCUCAUGAACGGCGUCAGCCUCAUCGUGGGGAAUAUGAUUGGCUCAGGCAUUUUUGUGUCGCCAAAGGGUGUUCUAAUCUACAGCGCCUCUUACGGACUGUCUCUAGUUAUCUGGGCCAUUGGUGGCAUCUUUUCAGUAGUAGGUGCUCUCUGUUACGCCGAGCUCGGCACGACAAUAACUAAGUCUGGCGCCAGCUACGCCUACAUCCUGGAGUCGUUUGGAGGCUUCAUAGCAUUUAUACGUCUAUGGACAUCACUGCUUAUCAUCGAACCAACAAGCCAGGCCGUAAUUGCCAUAACUUUUGCCAACUACUUGGUUCAGCCGCUCUUCCCCACCUGCGAGCCUCCGUAUUCUGCUUCUCGGCUCAUUGCUGCAGCUUGUAUUUGCCUGCUGACCUUUAUUAAUGCCGCUUAUGUUAAGUGGGGUACCAGGGUGCAGGAUGUCUUCACUUACGCCAAAGUGCUGGCCCUCAUCGUCAUUAUUAUCACGGGGAUGGUGAAACUGUGUCAAGGUUUUACAAUGAACUUUGAGGAUUCGUUCAAAGGCUCAUCUCGCAAGCCAGGAGAUAUUGCUUUGGCAUUGUACUCGGCUCUUUUCUCAUACUCAGGCUGGGACACGCUUAACUUUGUCACAGAAGAGAUUAAGAACCCUGAAAGGAACCUUCCUCUCUCCAUUGCAAUCUCCAUGCCGCUUGUUACGAUCAUCUACAUCCUAACAAACGUGGCCUAUUAUGCUGUGCUGGACAUGAGUGCCAUCCUUGCCAGUGAUGCUGUCGCUGUGACGUUUGCAGACCACACUUUGGGAGUGAUGAGUUGGACCAUCCCUAUUGCGGUUGCUUUAUCCUGUUACGGAGGUCUUAAUGCUUCUAUCAUUGCUGCAUCCAGGUUGUUCUUCGUGGGAGCUCGAGAAGGUCAUCUUCCAGAUGCUUUGUCUAUGAUUCACGUGGAGAGAUUCACGCCCGUUCCUGCUCUGCUAUUUAAUUGUGCCAUGGCCCUCAUCUACCUUACAGUGGAGGAUGUUUUCCAGCUGAUUAACUAUUACAGCUUUAGUUACUGGUUUUUUGUUGGCCUGUCUAUUGCUGGGCAGAUCUACCUUCGCUGGAAAGAGCCAGACAGGCCCCGACCUCUGAAGUUGAGUCUGCUGUAUCCCAUCAUCUUCUGCUUGUGUGUUGUGUUCCUGGUGGCUGUGCCACUUUAUUCUGACACACUCAACUCACUUAUUGGAAUUGCUAUUGCCCUCUCCGGAGUGCCUGUUUACUUCUUGGGUAUCUAUCUUCCAGAGACCAAGCGCCCACCCAUAAUCACUAAACUGUUAUGUGCCAUCACCCGUUUCACCCAGUUCUCCUGUUUUUGUGUGCUCACUGAGUUAGACACGGUUGAUUAGAACACUUGCACCCCUUUGACCCAAAAACCCACUGGUUCGGGGAGAGGAAACCAAUGUCUGGAGAAACAGGAAAAAGAUCUUCCACACUUUUAAAGACACAGAUGCACUCUUAAUGUCACUGCGUUGGAUUCUUCUUUUUCUUUACUAUAAAAGGGAUCUGCUAAGGCCACAGUGGACUGCAAUAUUAGAAAUAUGACCCUGAGAACCAUAUGGCAUGAAAAUGAAUGUCUGGUUCAUAAUGGUACCGGAGAGCUCAUGACGCAAACACUAUCUGUAUUUCUCUCUGAGAAAUGAGGACAUAAACAGGAUGUGGUGAUUUGUGUGUGCCAUUAUGAAGAAUAUGGUCAAGAAUUAAAUUAUUUGCAUUUUUGUAACAUUUGCCCCUUUUUUUAAUCUAACAUGGUUUUAUUUUAGAAUCUAGUUUUAAAAAUGUCUAACAAUUUAUCCACUUUUUGAAGUGAAAGAUUUUAUUGUGAUUACCUUCGCACAAAUGUGUCUUCUCUUAUAGUAUUUGGAGAGGUCAGUCCUGUAUAAUUGCCCACAUGCCUUAGCUGGUUUUUAGAGGGAAGGUAAUUGUAUGUAUUUGAACACUGAAAUCUGCUGCUAUGCUUCUGUACAUGUAGUGAAGCAUCACCUUCGCUUGUGCAAGAGGUUAGGAAGGAACAAAGAUUGAUCUCCUCUAACAGGAACAAAGAGUACAUCAGAUGUGCCAGAAACAUUUGUCGACUCGAUCCAGGAGUAUUUUUAAGAGUCCCUCUUCUUGGUUUGGACCUCUAUCUGUGUUUUUGAAUUCAGUUAACUUCAAUUUCAGAGACUUCAGUUUUAAACUGAAAAAAAAAAAAAAAAAGAGAUUGUCCAAAUGAAUUCAUAUUACAAUAGUAAGUGUCAUGAAAUUUGCUCUUCAAUCAUUCAGUUUCUAUAAAAUCAUCUUUAUAUGUCCAUUGGUCAAACCAGCAAUACAUUGUUACUGGUAAAAAUCCCAGUAAUCUCAGGAUGAAAGGCCAGAUGUGAUUUAAACAGGUCACUCGGAUAAAUGCUUACCUUUUGGCAUGAAACACACUGAACAGCUUUCAAACUAUAUUGUUAUUUGCCUUUAUGCACAAGUGUUUCUAUUAAUUUAUUUCAAAGAAUAUCAAUAAAACCUUUUUCUACCAGACAAGAACUGUUUGAAUAAAUGA
Onychostoma macrolepis is the source of this 2860-nucleotide messenger RNA. It is a transcript of the gene slc7a6, whose product is annotated as solute carrier family 7 member 6. NCBI's taxonomy places the organism in Eukaryota, Metazoa, Chordata, Actinopteri, Cypriniformes, Cyprinidae. The record is from RefSeq and is a predicted model, not a curated record. Gene Ontology annotation, cellular component: membrane. Gene Ontology annotation, molecular function: L-amino acid transmembrane transporter activity. Gene Ontology annotation, biological process: amino acid transmembrane transport. Bases 198 to 1682 code for a protein of 494 amino acids. The transcript has 10 exons.